Molecule: messenger RNA, 4159 nt
Organism: Propithecus coquereli (Coquerel's sifaka)
Lineage: Eukaryota; Metazoa; Chordata; Mammalia; Primates; Indriidae
Gene: SNX33
Product: sorting nexin 33
Exons: 2
Coding region: 1235-2959 (574 amino acids)
Biological process (GO): endocytosis; plasma membrane tubulation; intracellular protein transport
Cellular component (GO): plasma membrane; cytoplasmic vesicle
Molecular function (GO): phosphatidylinositol binding; protein binding
Source: RefSeq, a predicted model, not a curated record
UUGCCCAAUUCCCCAGCCUGCUUUUCCUCCCUCUCUCCACCCUUCACCUCCCCUUCGGCUGCUCCCUCCUUCCUCGGGACGCCACCUCCCGAUCGCCUUUUUGUUUUGGAGCUGGCUUCCCGCUGCGGCGCCCGGGCGGCGAGUGCGGGCGAAGGCAGGCUGGGGGCUCAGUCCGCGGCCCACUGGCCGGCCCUCAGCACGGCGCGGAGGACGGACGGACGCGCGGCCGGCCGCGCCAUCUGCUCGCCGGAGCUCCUCUGCAGACUGCUGCUGAGUGUGUGCGUGCACGCGAGGGGCGGGGGGUCGUGAGUCCGGGUCCGGGGUUACUGCUUUCCGCUGGGGUUACCUUUGGACGGGGGCCCUUCGACUCGGAUUGGAAUUGAGCAAACAAAAGAGACCAGCGAGUGGCCAGAAGUCGCCCGACCGCCUCGCCGCGCCCCCUCCUCCCUCCUAGGUGGGGGCUGGCCACUUGAGGGCGGGGAGAGGGCGACCGAGCCGGCGGGGGGCCGGCUGCGCAGCUGGGGUCGAAGAGUUGGCGGCCUGUUGUGUAAGCCUCAGUCCUUGUUUUCCCGGCCUGCCUCGUUGUGAAGCCGGACACAUCCACCCUUGGACUCGAUUCAGGAGGCUGCUGCUUUUCUCCUUGCCCCUGUUGGGUUUUCUGGAUUUUUGAAAACCCAAUGGCCUAGGCGGAGGAGGAGGAAGGAGGAAGGGGCAGAUCUGCAGAGGAAUGUGAGAGCCUCCCAAAGCCAGAGCAGCCAAAAGGAGCUGGGAGCCAGAGGGACGGCAGAGCCCUGCUGAGUUUCUGGAAUGGUGGUUUCCGAGUGAUUCUCUUCUAUUUUAGAACAUUGUUCCAGUGGAAAGUGUCGAAUUCUUGCCCUUGCAGAGCUGGUUUCUCCAGGUCACUUGACCGUUCUUCUGAAAGUGGGAGGAAAGAGAGACUCCCCCGACGCAGCCAGGCUGCAGAGGGAGGAAAGAAGACUAUAGACGUGAGCCCUGCCUGCUCACAGGCAUAUGCCCAGAGACCUGAUAGGGCAGUUUCUGGGACAUGGACAUUGCUUUGAAGAGGAGCAGGCUGGACGGCAUUUGUGGGUGCUGAGACCCCAAGCUGGGAGCUGAGAGACUGAGCUGUGUAACAGGCAUUGAGUUGCUAGUGCAUUCUUGGACACCCCAGUGAGCCUCCUUGGUCUGGGCAGAACUCUCUCCUUCCCAUCUUCCUCUACCACACAGACCAGCUAUGGCACUGAAAGGCCGAGCCCUCUAUGACUUCCACAGUGAGAACAAGGAGGAGAUCAGCAUCCAGCAGGAUGAGGACCUGGUCAUCUUUAGUGAGACCUCACUGGACGGCUGGCUGCAGGGCCAGAACAGCCGUGGCGAGACAGGGCUCUUUCCUGCCUCCUAUGUGGAGAUCCUCCGUUCUGGCAUCAGCACCAACCAUGCUGACUACUCCAGCAGGCUUGCAGGCUCUCUGAGCACCCAGGUGAGCUUGUAUAACAGCUCCAGUGUGGCCAGCCCAGCCAGGAGUGGUGGGGGCAGUGGUUUCCUCUCAAACCAGGGCAGCUUCGAGGAGGAUGAUGAUGACGACUGGGAUGACUGGGACGACGGAUGCACAGUGGUGGAGGAGCCACGGGCUGGUGGGCUGGGCACCAAUGGGCACCCUCCACUCAACCUCUCCUACCCUGGUGCCUACCCCAGCCAGCACAUGGCCUUCCGGCCCAAGCCAGCCCUGGAGCGGCAGGACAGCCUGGCAUCUGCCAAGCGAGGCAGUGUGGUGGGGCGCAACCUCAACCGUUUCUCGUGCUUUGUGCGCUCUGGAGUGGAGGCCUUCAUCCUGGGCGAUGUGCCCAUGAUGGCCAAGAUCGCCGAGACAUACUCCAUUGAAAUGGGCCCUCGUGGCCCCCAGUGGAAGGCCAACCCCCACCCGUUUGCCUGCUCUGUGGAGGACCCCACCAAACAGACCAAGUUCAAGGGCAUCAAAAGCUACAUCUCUUACAAGCUCACACCCACCCAUGCUGGCUCACCGGUCUACCGGCGCUACAAACACUUUGACUGGCUCUAUAACCGCCUGCUACACAAGUUCACUGUCAUUUCAGUGCCCCACCUGCCUGAGAAGCAGGCUACAGGCCGCUUUGAGGAGGACUUCAUUGAGAAGCGGAAGCGGAGGCUUAUCCUCUGGAUGGACCACAUGACCAGCCACCCUGUGCUGUCCCAGUAUGAGGGCUUCCAGCAUUUCCUCAGCUGCCUGGACGACAAGCAGUGGAAGAUGGGCAAACGCCGGGCAGAGAAGGACGAGAUGGUGGGUGCCAGCUUCCUGCUCACCUUCCAGAUCCCCACGGAGCACCAGGACCUGCAGGACGUGGAGGACCGUGUGGACACCUUCAAGGCCUUCAGCAAGAAGAUGGAUGACAGCGUCCUGCAGCUCAGCACGGUGGCAUCAGAGCUGGUACGUAAGCAUGUGGGGGGCUUCCGCAAGGAAUUCCAGAAGCUUGGCAGUGCCUUCCAGGCCGUCAGUCACGCCUUCCAGAUGGACCCCCCCUUUAGCUCUGAGGCCCUCAACAGCGCCAUUUCUCACACGGGCCGUACCUACGAAGCCGUCGGUGAGAUGUUCGCUGAGCAGCCCAAGAACGACCUCUUCCAGAUGCUCGACAUGCUGUCUCUCUACCAGGGCCUGCUCUCCAACUUCCCUGACAUCAUCCACUUGCAGAAAGGCGCCUUUGCCAAGGUGAAGGAGAGCCAGCGCAUGAGCGACGAGGGCCGCAUGGCGCAGGACGAGGCAGACGGCAUUCGCAGGCGCUGCCGUGUGGUGGGCUUCGCCCUGCAGGCCGAGAUGAACCACUUCCACCAGCGUCGUGAGCUCGACUUCAAGCACAUGAUGCAGAGCUACCUGCGCCAGCAGAUCCUCUUCUACCAGCGGGUGGGCCAGCAGCUGGAGAAGACCCUGCGCAUGUAUGACAACCUCUGACCACGUGUGUCUGGCCCCUCCUGCCCCCAGGCCCGGUUGCUACAGUGCACCCCGACUUCCCAAUCUCCCUAUACCAGCAGUAGCUGGAGGGGGCAGUCACUGGUGGUGAGGAAACAGCCUGUGGCCCCCUCCUGGGAGAAGGAGCUUUCAAGGAGCUGUCGGUGCCCCUUAGAGUUGGGGCACAGCGGGGGUGAGGACGGGGCCGGGGACCCUCCAGGCCAAGGCCUGGGCUGUGGAUCAGUAAACGAAGGCCAGGCCAGGGGCUGAGCCUCCCCUAGAGCCUGCAGUGCUUACUCACCUGGCCACCACCCCUGUUCCUUCAGCAGACACCGAGGCCUGCUGUGGCCCUGGGUCAGACGCUGGGCACCCAGGGCUGCGAUCUGCCUGCCCUUGGGGAGUCCUCAGUCAAGGGUCAGACGCAGAAACAGACAGGCAGUGCAGCACAGCAGAUGGUUCAGUCAGGGCUUCCCGAAAGCUCGAGGGAACGGAGCAUUCUGCCGGGCAGGGAAGGCCCCACAGAGUAGGCGAUAUUUGAGUGGUGUUUUGAAGAAUGACAAGGACCUGCCAGACAGUAAAUGGGGAGGACAUUGAGGGGAGACGAAUAGCUUGGCAAAGGGAUGGAGGCACAAAAACUUCUCCCUCUUCUCUUCCUCACCUUUCCUAGCAAGUUUGGUGCCCCCUCCGUGGGGAUCUGGCCUGCGUGGCAGAGGGAAGGAUCUUCCUUGCUCCUGCAGUGCUGGCGUCCGCUUCACCCUGUCCCCUGUAGGAGGGGCUGCAGGCCAGCUCCCUGUGGGCCUCUGACUGCCGCCACUGCUGGGCCCGCGUCUUCCCUUGGUUAGGGGACCAUGCCACAUCCCUCCCUCCUGGGCUCAAGGUGCUGGUGGCACCUUCCUGGAGAAGACUCCCCCACAGUCCCCAUGUAUUUGAGUUCACACUCCAAGCAGGCCCAGACCUCGGGCUCCUGGGGUCCUUGGCCACCAUCUUCCCCAAAUCCUUCCUGUCGCACAGUGGGAAACUCAGGAGGAGAAAGCCGGGGCCUGCUCACCCACUUGUCCCAGGGAUUCCAGGCCCACCUGCCCGCAGCCAGCCUCGCCGUGGUGUGCACCCCACUCCUGGUCAGACUGUGCUGCCUCAGACCAGACUGAUGUUUACGUCCCCAGGGGGUUCCUGCCUCCUCCCUGCCCAGGCCAGGGUGUGGGG